AUGUUUCAACGUAGAUCAGAGGCUAGAGAAGAAUAAGGAGAAACAGUUAUAGCACUCUAUUCUUAAUAAACUAAUAUGAGUUACAUUCCUCCUGUUUAUUUAAAAAAUGGUCCUAAUUAAAAUAGAUCAUGUACUAAUCUAUGUUGUUGCUUAUUGUUUUUAUUAUCUAUUGGAGCUUUGGGAUAUUUUUAUUUCUUGACAUAUAGUAGUCAACAUAUCGAGAGACUUUACACACCUGUAGAUUCUGAAGGAAGAGAAUGUGGAUAAGGAAAUUUGAAUAAGUUUCCAUUCAUUUAUUUCGUAACUCCAGAAGAGGUUAGAUUCUUCAUAUAUAGCUAUAGAAAUAUCUAUAUAGAACAGUAUGUGUUGAAAAAUGUCCUAAAAAAGUAGAUUAGCAAUUGUUAUGUGCUCCAAAUAAAGUAGUCAUAGAAUGUCAUAAUAAUCCAAGUCCAACAAAUCCAGAGAAGCGAGUCUUAGUCUAUGAAUCUCAUUCAUAUUCUGGUAAUAUCUGUUUGCCAACGGAUGAUAAUUUAAAAAAUGCAGUUUAACCAGCAAUUUUAGUAGGGGAAAUUUAAUAAGCUUUAGUGAAUACAAAAGCAAAUUUACCAAUUAUAGCCAUGAGUGGAGGAGCUGCCUUUUUAUUGGCAUUCUUUUUCACAAUAAUGAUUGGAUUGUGCACUACAUUCAUAGUUUAUGUAUUCAUAUUAGUCUAUAUUUCUUUAACUGGUUUCCUUAGUGCAUAUUUUCUAUUAUAUUUCAUUAAAUUACCUUUAGAGUAUAUAUUCUUUUAAUAUUAUUUAGUUUAUUUCCUUACUUUGAUAAAUUAACAUAUGCAUGGAGUCCAUAUAUGUUAGGAGCCUCAAUAACAUUUGGAUUAUUAUGUAUAUAUGCUAUAUUUACAUUGUGUUGGAACUUAAGGAAGAUGAAAUUUAUGAUAUCUCUUGUUAAAUUGGCAACAACAUUCUUGUAUUAAAAUAAAACUAUUAUCAUUGUGCCUAUAAUAUUCUUUUUCUUAGUAAUGUCUACUUUAUUAAUAUGGAUUGCAAGUGCUUUGGCAGUACUUUCAGAAUAAUAAAUUGAUUAUUCAUCAGAUUAAUAAAUUUAUCCCUUUGAAAAGAUUUAACUCAAAUUUGAUACUUUAAUUAAAUUAAUGAUUACUGUACUUGCUUUAAUUUGGUUAAUGCAAUAUAUACUAUCAUUGGCCAGAUUCCUUAAUGCUUCAACAGCCACUCUCUGGUAUUUUCAUGCAUCUUCUAACAAAGGAUUUGUAUAUGAUAGUUUCAAAUUAGCUGUUAGAUAUCAUAAUGGUAGUAUCACAGCUGAAGCAAUUUACAGCUUCUUUUUUAGUGGUAUAUCAAAAGCAUUCAAUCUAAUUUAUGUAAAAUUAUAAAUUACAUGAUAGGAUUCACUUAAUCGAUGCAGAUUGAAGAGACAUAAUAUUAUAUUAAAUUGUUUUGCAUCAAUUUCUUUGUGUUUAUGUUGUAUUUGUGAGAAUUUCAUAAUGUACAUUAACAAUUAUGCUUUUGUGUAUAUUGUAAUGACAUCAGCAGAUUACUUUGAAUCAAGUAAAGCUGUUCAUUUUACAAUCAAAAGAAACUAUUAAGAUUUUGAAACUCUUUCAGGAUUGGGAGAACAAUUUACUCAUUACAGCAAAAUGUUUAUAUUUCUAGUAACAACUCUUGGAACAUUUAUUUAUGUAAAGGAAUAGACUGAUUUUACACUUUAAUUGUAUACUUUUGCAAUUAUUGCAUUUAUAACUUUGUCAAUAGCCACUCUAUUUAUGGAUAUGUUUGGAUAAAGUGCAGAUGCCUUAGUACUUACAUACUUUACUGAUUGUGAAGUGUAAAAGUAUCAUUUUGGACUUGAGGAGUGUGGUUCGUGUCCAUCAUAAAUAAGGGAUUAAGUUUAACACAUAAGGGAAAAAUAAAAGAUUUACUAUGGUUGA
Molecule: messenger RNA, 1945 nt
Organism: Paramecium pentaurelia
Lineage: Eukaryota; Ciliophora; Oligohymenophorea; Peniculida; Parameciidae
Source: the annotation of a GenBank genome assembly